ACUUCGCUUGAGUGUCUUGCGUGACCUUAAGACUGCAGAAGAUUCUCCCGAGUGUUGGCUUCAAUGGCGUUCACCUCUAAUGGGCUUCGUCGCAGUUUCGGAUUGUCAUCUCACUUGACUCAAAUUAGGGCAAACUCAACGCUCUCCACCACCAAGCUCUUCGUUAGUGGCCUUUCACGAUUAACCACAAGCGAGAAGUUGAGCGAGGCUUUUUCUCCCUUUGGCCGACUUGUCGAAGCAACUGUUGUGACUGAUAGGGCUUCUGGAAGGUCCAAGGGAUUUGGUUUUGUGAGAUAUGCAACAGAAGACGAGGCAAACAAAGCCCGUGAAGGGAUGAAUGCUAAGUUCUUGGAUGGUUGGGUCAUAUUUGUUGAUCCUGCAAGGCUUCGAGAGCCGAAGCCUCCACCCCAGCAAGAACCAGAGCAAUCUGACGUGGGAUUUAGAACUAACAAAACGAUUGGCUGGUGUGGAUGAUAGAUGGCUUAAAAAAGUGUGAUGAUUAAAAACAAAAGAGUGAUUUUGCAGUUCUAAGAACCAAUCAACACCACCUCCUUCAAAAAAAAAAUGAAAAAGAAGAGAGAACAGGUGAUUUUAAAGUUAAAUAUGUGACGUGUAUGCUUUUUGACUUGGCCUUUGAUGCUAGUUCUUAGAAAAUGAAUCAUGGUUUGUAUAUGGAUAUGAAGUUAGGGGCGUACUUGAAAUAUAUUAUGGGGAAAUAGAUUACUUGAAAUAUAUUA
This is a messenger RNA of Amborella trichopoda, 737 nucleotides long. Its product is annotated as RNA-binding (RRM/RBD/RNP motifs) family protein. Lineage: Eukaryota; Viridiplantae; Streptophyta; Magnoliopsida; Amborellales; Amborellaceae. The record is from RefSeq and is a predicted model, not a curated record. Gene Ontology annotation, molecular function: RNA binding.